This is a messenger RNA of Naegleria lovaniensis, 3834 nucleotides long. RefSeq lists its product as uncharacterized. The record is from RefSeq and is a predicted model, not a curated record. Gene Ontology annotation, cellular component: transcription factor TFIID complex. The coding region runs from base 1 to 3834 and encodes 1277 amino acids. Gene Ontology annotation, biological process: transcription by RNA polymerase II; RNA polymerase II preinitiation complex assembly. Gene Ontology annotation, molecular function: TBP-class protein binding; RNA polymerase II general transcription initiation factor binding; RNA polymerase II general transcription initiation factor activity. The transcript has a single exon. Lineage: Eukaryota; Heterolobosea; Eutetramitea; Acrasida; Naegleriidae.
AUGGUCAAGAAGAAUAACGAAAGCAACAUCGGAUUGUCCUUGUUCUUGGGAAACUAUGAUGACUUUGGAGACAAGGACAUGGUGCAAAGCCUCGGAGGUAUCGGAAAUAGAUUUGGGCUUGGAUUUAUUGAUGAAGCUGAAAACGCUGCAGAAGUUGAGAGUGAAGACAGUUUAAUCAGCGAUGAAGAAGAUGAAGCUCUCAGCGAAUCGGUUAUGAGUGAUCAAGAAGACCAAGAUUAUAUCCCUUCGAAAUAUAUUCUUUCUCAUGAAGGUACAGGCAAUCCUUUACUUCGUUUCUCGGAAUUAUUUGGAGCAAAGGAGGCUAAAAAGCAAAAACAUAAAAUUUUCAAUAUGAAAGGAAUUAUUGAUAAAUUAAAAGAGCAUACCAAGGUGAGAUAUAAUCUUGAGGAUGGAGAUGAUGAAGAAGAUGUCUUCUUUGAGAAUGACGUGAAAGUAAGAGCCAUGACAAAGAAAAUAUCUGAAAUGUUGUUACAAGAAGAACAAAUCAUGAAAGACGAAGAAGAUAUCGAAAAGGAACAAAACAGAACGGAAUCUGAAAAUGUCAAACAAAUGAUGAUUGAAGAUAUUAUUGCUCAACGAAGCUCUUUUCAUAACUUGGAUCAAGCACAUUGGGAAAACGAUAUUGUUUGGGAUAUCACAAAAAAAGGAGAGGAAGCGGAACAACAAUCGAAAUCAAAACAAACUACUUUGCAAAACGAUCAGCAUGCAGGAAAAUCACAUAUUCAGCCAACCUUUGGAUCCUCCAUACUUGGCUUGAGCAAUAUAGAUAUGUUUCAAUCCCAUCACAAUGACAAUAAGAUCAAUCAAAUCCCUGAUCUUAGUGGUAUUCCAAAAUUAAAUACCUCUAGCAAAGGAGAAUGGGGAGAAUACGAAUCAGAAAAAGAAGAAAAACAAAAGCCACAGAAAGCAAGUCCUGCUACCUUAUCAAAGCCUUCAAUUCCUUCGACAACCCCAAACCAAGCUCAACCUCCUGGAAAAGACUUGGCCCAACAAGACGCAAGCACUUUUGAUACUGGGUAUGCUGGUGAGUCUGAACCUUUCAAUUUUGCAGAUGAUAAAAGAGCAAAACGAAAAUAUACUCGUAGAAAGAAAAAGGAUACGAUCGAGGAAGAUGGUAGUGUUCGAUAUCCAAAAUCUGUCGCCAGACACUUCAUGACUGACUUUUCAAAUGACGACGAGGAGGGUCCACAAUUCAAAUUCCUCAAUGAAAAUCUAUUGAAUGGGGAAUGGUUGGAUGACGUUUAUUGGGACGACGUUGGACCAAAGCCUUCACAAAAAUUGCUCCUUGACAUGAAUGACAAGUCAAUGUUCUUUGUUGAAGCCAAUUAUCCUGACCAAGCUGAAAAGGAAGAGGCCUUUUAUUCCAUCGAACAAAAUAUUUAUAACAUUUCGAAUGACUCCAAGUAUGAAGGUCAAAAAAUUAAGGAUCAAGGUCAAAAGGCAGGCGCUAAAAAGUAUACUGUCAAACACUCACUUCCUGCACUAAAGCUUGAUACUGAAUUAUACAGAAGUCACAUUCCUGAUGCUGAAUUACGUAGACUUCAUCAUCGCCGAACUAAAUUCAAGGCGAAUGAAGUUAUGCCAGUUCUUUUCAGAAAGCCAAAGAAAGAAAAGAAAAAGUCAAAGAAGAAGAAAGAUUUAGAGAAGAAACAAGACUUGUCCGCUAACGAUCAUCGUGUAAUUCUUAUGGAAUAUGUAGAGGAAAGACCACCACUUUUAAAUAACGUUGGAAUGGGUACUAUGAUAAUGAAUUAUUACAAAAAACCAAAUUCUGCGUUUGAAAAAGUACCUGAGUGUGAAGAUGGUAUUCCAAUCAUUGUAGAAUCAGAAGAUAGCGUACCUCUCAUUACUACACUGGUUGAUGGUGAAUUUGUGACAACUACCGAAAACAACAUGUUCCGUGCUCAAAUCUACAAAAACCAGGUCCCUUCAACAGACUUUCUUCUGUGCACUAGAAAGUCAAAGGAUGGCAAGACCAAGUUCUAUAUUCGUGAAUUUCCUAGAACAUAUACCGUUGGUCACACUCAGCCUCAAGUUGAAGUCACUCCUCCAAGAACUCGUGCUUCUGAGAGUUACACCAAUAAUCGUUUGACCCUUUUCAUUUUCCGUUCAUUCCUUGACCAGAUGAAGAAAGGCAAAAGGCAACUCAGGAUUAAAAUUGACGAUAUCAAGGAAGCCUUCCCUGAUUUUCCUCACCAAACAAUUCGAGAAAGGCUUAAAGCACUCGCUACAUAUGACAGAGGAAGCGGUGUAUGGACAGCUGAUCCUGCAAAGCCAAUUCCUUCUGAGGAAGAACUUCGUAACCUCGUUUCUCCUGAGAUGGUCUGUAUUAACGAAUCCAUGCUUUCUGGAGAUCUAAGACUUAAUGACAAAGGAAUAGAUGAUGAAGCUUCCAUGGUGGCGUUUGAGCUAUCUUUUGCAAAGGUAGAAGAGAAGUAUCGUGACACCAUUCGAUUUAUUGAACGUGAAAAAAUUGAAUUACCUUGGGACAAAACUAAUAACUUCCAUCUCUGUUUUAAGGGUGGUAAAGAAGGUGUAAAAUUACAACUACUCAGCAUUGUGCAUCAAAAUAUUACAAAUCCUGAAAAGCUGAAACAACUUGUUGACGAAACUGAAAAGAGAAUUCAAAGUGAAAUUGAAGAAAUUCUGCCUUCUAUGACUGAUACUGAAGCUAAGAGGAUUCUUCUAAAUAACAAGUAUACAGAAGAACAAUUAAGAAAUAUGACUCGUGCCGAUCGAAAGAUGAAUGCCAGAAAGAUUUUAAAGCAACAAGGUUAUCAGCCAGGUGUAGAAUAUAAUCGUGACUCUCUUUUUGAUGAAACAAACACGAACGGUGCUAUGGAUAGCAAUGCUAUUGACAGUAGAAAGAAUGCCAAAGACAUUGCUCGUAUUAACAUAUUCAAAGAAGUACUUCAAGAUGUACUUUUCAGAGAAGCCAUGAAGCUGGAAAAUGGCUUAAACUUUUAUGAAACCUCGGAUGAAGUGAUUGACCAACUAGUUGAGAAAAAGCUUGGUAGAUUGAAGGGAGACAAGGAACUCGAACUCGAAAAGAUGGUUGCCACUUCCAAACAACAAAUGCUAAAAGAGUUUGAAGAAGGGGCAGAAACAGGAAAGAAAAAACGAGGACGAAAAAGCAAACAGCCAAGUGUCGUGGAUGUUGGCAAGCGAUAUGUUAAAAAGACAACAUUCAUUACCAAUGAAGAUGGCUCAACCACUGAAAAAGUUGAAUAUAUCAAAAACCCAACCCAAGUGAGCUAUUAUGAAUCUGUUGUGAAAGGAAAGAGACGACAAAAACACUUUUUAGGAGCCACUGAAGACGAGGUUUUAUUGGUUGGUCCAAAAGAACGAGGCAGGUUGCAGGCUCUCUCAAGAGAAUUCAAAAAGAAGUUCCGUUCUGACAAGCAAACUGCCAGUGAAAAGUUAAAUCAAGAAAAGAAGAAACGAACAACUGCCAUCAAGAAUGCCUCUGUGACAACAACCAGAAAACAACAAACCAAGCAAAAGAGACUUAAGAGAGAACAAAAGAAAGAAGAAGAGAUGCAGAAGAAGGAAAAGAGAGCUGCUGUUUUGAAGACAUUAGACUCUAACACUGGUGGUGCAAUCAUUAUUCCAGACGAAGCGUCAUCAUCUAAAAAGAAAGAAAAAUCCAAGGAUAAGGAUUCGUCCAAGAAGCGAAGUAAAUCCUCUUCUAAAGAAGAUGGUAGCUUGAAAAUUACUAUCUCUCCAGCUUCCAGUGACAAGAAACGAAAGGGAGAAGGAUCUUCGUCAGCAAGCGCGUCAGAAAGUUCGACAAAGAAAACUAAAGUUAAAUAG